AUGGUGGUGAGAAAAGAAACAAGAACUGUUGAAUUUCGCCAUGGCUCAACGUCUUUAUGUAUGCCAUCUCCGGGAGGGAACAAGAUAUCGUCACGCUUGAUCGUUCACGCCUCCGAAUCACACAACAAGGGCAAACAACAACAUCGCAAUCUUUUGCAAACUGCGUACGUAUGA
This is a messenger RNA of Colletotrichum abscissum, 174 nucleotides long. RefSeq lists its product as uncharacterized. The record is from RefSeq and is a predicted model, not a curated record. The transcript has a single exon. The coding region runs from base 1 to 174 and encodes 57 amino acids. Lineage: Eukaryota; Fungi; Ascomycota; Sordariomycetes; Glomerellales; Glomerellaceae.